Choloepus didactylus (southern two-toed sloth) is the source of this 2020-nucleotide messenger RNA. It is a transcript of the gene SLBP, whose product is annotated as stem-loop binding protein. The transcript has 7 exons. Gene Ontology annotation, molecular function: histone pre-mRNA stem-loop binding; mRNA binding. NCBI's taxonomy places the organism in Eukaryota, Metazoa, Chordata, Mammalia, Pilosa, Megalonychidae. The record is from RefSeq and is a predicted model, not a curated record. Gene Ontology annotation, biological process: mRNA 3'-end processing by stem-loop binding and cleavage; mRNA transport. Bases 315 to 1253 code for a protein of 312 amino acids. Gene Ontology annotation, cellular component: histone pre-mRNA 3'end processing complex; cytoplasm.
GCCCGCGGCGGCCAGGCCACCUCAACACCAGGGGGGCAACCUUCCCCUCCGGCCUCAGGGAACAGGGCGGCGCCGGCCCGUCUGCCCGCGCGGCAGCCUACGAGGCGGAGGUCUCGGGGUGCUUCGCGGGCCUGGGAACUCAGUCCAAGCGCAGGAGGCCUUCGCGGCGCGCGCGGCCGGGCCGGCGUCCCCCGCGGGCCUGGUCCCGAUGGUCUCGCCCGGCGCCGGCGCGCGCGGGAGCGCCGAGGGGCGGGGCCCGGCGGCCGCAUAAACGCGGUUGGGCGGGUCGCGCGCGCAGACCUGUCGGGGCCGCCAUGUCCGGCCGCCCGCGAAGCCCCCCCGGGAGCCGCGACGCCAGGUGGGGCCGGCCGGGGGCGGGGGGAGUCGCGGGGGCCGGGGGGCCCGGGCCCGGCCUCGCUGACCCGCGCCGUCCCGGCCGCAGCCCGCGCUCCCCGGCCGGGUGGUUCCUGGGUCGGAAGCGCAGAGCCGACGGGCAGCGCCGGAAGCCCGAGGACUCCGAGGACCGCGCGCCCGGCGAGGACCCGGCCUCCGCGCGCUGGGACGGGCGCGCGCCCCGGCCGGCCGGCCGCAGGCUGGACAGCUUUACCACCCCCGAGGGCCCAAGGCCUCGGUCCAGGUGUCCAGACUGGGGCAGUGCCGUGGAAGAGGACGAGAUGAGGACCAGGGUUAAUCACGAAAUCGCAAGAUACAAAAGAAAACUUCUCAUAAAUGACUUUGGAAGAGAGAGAAAGUCGUCAUCAGGAAGUUCUGAUUCAAAGGAGUCGGCGCCCGCGGUGCCGGCCGACGUGGAGACGGACGAGAGUGUCCUGAUGAGGAGACAGAAGCAGAUCAGCUACGGGAAGAACACCAUCGCCUACGACCGCUACAUCCGGGAGGUCCCCAGACACCUCCGACAGCCUGGCGUUCACCCCAAGACCCCCAACAAAUUCAAGAAGUACAGCCGACGCUCGUGGGACCAGCAGAUCAAGCUCUGGAAGGUCGCACUGCAUUUUUGGGAUCCUCCAGUGGAAGAAGGAUGUGAUUUGCAAGAAAUACGCCCCGUCGACCUUAGUGAAAUGGAGACCGAAUCUGCAGAAAGCAGCUCAGAAUCCCAGACGAGCUCUCAGGAUAACUCGGACACACACUCGGGCACUCCCACCAAGGUCAGGCGCGCGGACCCCCAGGGGGAGGACGAGUUUGAUCUGGAAGCUUGUCUCACCGAACCCUUGAAAGACUUCUCCGCCAUGAGCUAAUCGAGCCCACUGAGGCCGGCGGGAGGACGGCCACCUGCCCCUGCACAGCCACCUGCGUCGUGAGCGCCUGCGCCUGGGUUAACAAUUCACUCUCGUGACGAAUUGUUACUCUUGCCUUAUUUUCUUAAGCAACAUGGAUUUGGUGUAUAGCGAGUGGUUUUUGCAUGUUUUAAAUUGUAAAUAGGACUAAAGCCGAGGAAGACGGAAUUUAUUCCAAUCUUGCAGCAGACUUAAUUGCUUAAUCCCUGUCGCCGUCCAGGGUCAUGUGACAAGGAGCUUUCACUGGUUUUCCACUCAUAUUUUAACUUUAAUUUGCCACCUGUGAAGGUGGUAGGUUUGGAUUUUACUGUGUCUUUUGUCAGAUGCUGCUGUCUGACAAGAUAUUUUCAUAUGUAAAGAUAUAAAGGUAAACCUAGUUCUUGGCCUUUUGUUAAGGUGUCAAAGUUGUUUUCCUCAUACAGAGCCCUGAGUAGUCGGAGAUGUUCGACGGAGCUGUUAACAUAACGAAUUUUACGUUCGUCAUAGGUCUUGAUUGGGAACUUGGAAACAGAGCUGGGCCAGGGCUUCUGCCUGUAGUACUCAGAGUUAAGGCAGCUGAAGGAUUCAGAAGGAGCGUAUUUUUACUACCAGUUCCAUGUAAAAUUGCUGUAAAUGAUAAUGUGUACAGAUUUUCUGUUAAACUAGCCUAUUAUAAACUUGUUAAGACUGUUGCAUUUCUAUUGCUUUCGUAUGGAUGGUAUUACAAAAAUAAAAAGGAAAGAACCUCA